Molecule: messenger RNA, 3114 nt
Organism: Lampris incognitus (smalleye Pacific opah)
Lineage: Eukaryota; Metazoa; Chordata; Actinopteri; Lampriformes; Lampridae
Gene: gtpbp1
Product: GTP binding protein 1
Exons: 13
Coding region: 44-2023 (659 amino acids)
Biological process (GO): translational elongation
Molecular function (GO): GTP binding; GTPase activity; translation elongation factor activity
Source: RefSeq, a predicted model, not a curated record
AGCUCUUCUACGCCGCCGUGUGUCCGGGAGCGGCGGCUGAGUAAUGGCGGCGGUGCACGAGCCGGGUAUAACCCCGGGUUCCGUCUCAGAAGCUCUGGUUCCCGCCAGCAUCUUCGCGCCAGACCGGGGAGGAUGUGGAGAGGACGCCGGGGAAGAGUGCUUCGAGGUCGGCGACAUGUUCAACGGCGAGGCCGGGGACCGUGGGGUCGACUUCACGAGCAAGCUGGCCCUGGUUAGUCCAAAUGGAGAACAGUAUGAUUUGUUACUCCGCCAACUGCGAGACAGGAUGGAAGAAGGGUGUGGCGAGACCAUUUAUGUGGUGGGGAUGGGUUCAGAUGGUGGGGACUGGGGUUUAGAUGAGAAGGACAUGGAGGCCUCAGUGGCCACAGUGCACUCUCUGUGUGAGCAGCUGGAUGCAGAUCUUAUCCCCCUGCGGGAGCGCAAUGAAUCUGCUGGCCUGGUACAUGAUUACCUCAUCCGAAGGCGUGUGGGUGAGCUUGACUUCCUGGAGGUCAGGGUGGCGGUGGUGGGGAAUGUGGACGCUGGUAAGAGCACCCUUCUGGGUGUGUUGACCCAUGGCGAGCUGGACAAUGGUAGGGGCUUUGCCCGCCAAAAGCUCUUCAGACACAAACAUGAAAUGGAGAGUGGAAGGACAAGCAGUGUGGGCAAUGACAUUCUGGGUUUCGACCAGGAAGGCCAGGUGGUCAACAAACCAGACAGUCAUGGAGGAAGUCUGGACUGGACCAAGAUUUGUGAGAAGUCCUCCAAGGUCAUCACCUUCAUCGAUCUGGCAGGCCACGAGAAGUACCUCAAGACCACAGUGUUCGGCAUGACCGGACACCUGCCAGAUUUCUGCAUGCUCAUGGUGGGUAGCAAUGCAGGUAUUGUAGGGAUGACCAAAGAGCACCUGGGCUUGGCCUUAGCUCUGAAUGUACCUGUAUUUGUAGUGGUUACCAAAAUAGACAUGUGUCCAGCCAACAUCCUGCAAGAAACACUGAAACUUCUCCAGAGGUUACUGAAGUCCCCCGGCUGUAGGAAGAUCCCCGUUCUUGUACAGAACAAGGAUGACGUCAUUGUCACAGCGUCCAACUUCAGUUCUGAGAGGAUGUGUCCUAUAUUCCAGAUCUCCAAUGUGACGGGGGAGAACAUGGAGCUACUGAAAAUGUUUCUCAACCUACUAUCCUCGAGGACUUCCUACCGAGACGACCAGCCUGCUGAAUUCCAGAUAGAUGACACCUACUCUGUACCGGGAGUGGGUACAGUAGUAUCGGGGACUACUUUACGUGGACUAAUACGUCUGAAUGACACAAUGCUGUUGGGCCCUGACCCCCUGGGCAGCUUCACACCCAUCGCUGUCAAAUCCAUCCACCGCAAGAGGAUGCCUGUCAAGGAAGUGAGAGGGGGUCAGACUGCCUCCUUUGCGCUCAAAAAGAUCAAGCGUUCAUCCAUAAGGAAAGGCAUGGUGAUGGUGUCCCCCAGGCUAAGCCCCCAAGCCACCUGGGAGUUCGAGGCUGAGAUCCUGGUGUUGCACCAUCCCACUACAAUAUCCCCCAGAUACCAGGCCAUGGUCCACUGUGGCAGCAUCAGGCAGACCGCCACCAUCUUGACUAUGAACAGAGACUGCUUACGGACAGGGGACAAGGCCUCAGUCCAUUUCCGCUUCAUUAAGACCCCAGAAUACCUGCACUGUGAUCAAAGGCUGGUGUUCAGAGAGGGACGCACCAAGGCUGUGGGCACCAUCACUAAGUUGCUGCAGUCUACCAACAACAUGCCGUCCAACUCCAAACCUCCACAAAUCAAAAUGCAGUCCACAAAAAAGGGACCACUCCGUAAAGAGGAUGGUGCCACAGCAGCCAAUGAUGAUACGGCGACGAUGGCGCCGACAGCAGGCCCAAACUCUUCACAACCGCCGAGGUCUGGAGGUGGCAGGAGAAGAGGGGGCCAACGGCACAAAGGAAAAAGCCAGAGCAGUAGCACCAACUCCACGGCAGCCCCCUCCUUGUCAGGGACAGGAGGCUGUUGAACUACCUGCCCAUCCCCCCCCCAUCAAGUGUCUUCACUCGAAGAAGGAAACCAGUCUUUGGACCACGACAGAAACAAACGCAUCCCUUGGUCUUUUUCACACGCCUUCCUGUGCAGCAGGCACCAUUACAGCAAGAAUCCCUGCACCAUCAGGGAGGAUGGCAGGGGGACCUCCAUCCAAAACAAAACCGUUUGCUCUCCCUUGCCCAUUUUUUUUCCUUUUUUGCCAGCUGCCUUCACUCUUGUAAAAUGAUGGUCGUUCAGAUCAAGCCUGGUGUUUGUGAACUUAAUUUUCAUCGAGCGUUACAUCAAUGGUGUCACAAAAUCUACAACUCAACUUUCAUCCAACACCACAAGAACAGAAACAAAGGGACCGGCCUUUGGUUUGGAAACACAAGUCCCUCAGCAAUCCUCUUCACUUCAUACAUCACGUCAGUGUAGCUGAACACCAGGUGAAGGGUCCAGUACCGAUAUGAGCAGCUAUGAAUUGAAAUGCAUUCCCUUCGUCUCUGCAGUGGAACACAGUUCCAUGUGAUAUUUAUAUAUUGCAUAUGUAAUAUAGUUAUUAGUUGUGAAUGGAAAGUUGUGUACAAAAAUGUAUGGGAAAAAAAAGAAUGUAGCAGAAGGCAUGCUGUGGUUUUAAAGUUAAUAUAGGAAAAAAAAACUGUCAGAUUUUUUAACUGACCACAAUUAUUUACCAUGAAUGCAGAAAUCCAGUUCUUGGAGAUGGUCUUCAUUCACCCAGCAUCUCACUUGUGCUCUUAUAACACACAGUAGUGUCUCUUAAGCUCCUGCCAUCAGUCGUUCCAUCUACAGAACCUUUUUACAGUAGUAUGAUACAGUAGGUAUGAACAUAGUGCAUCAUGUCUUCACUCCUAACAGUUCAUGAUUGUAAGAAAUUCAGUACUUACAGUGUCCUUUGUAUGUCUAGUUCCUCAUGGGUUGUCUCAUUGCUGUUUACAUGUUGUGGAGAUUUUACCAGUUUGCCUCAGACAUAAUGAGCAUUAUUAAACACUUUAUGAACUUACCUGUGGUGCAUCCUUCCUUCUGGGCACCAUCUUCCUUUUUCCAAUGUAUUAAGAAAUAAACAGC